Messenger RNA from Rhagoletis pomonella (apple maggot), 2641 nucleotides. Its product is annotated as hydroxylysine kinase. NCBI's taxonomy places the organism in Eukaryota, Metazoa, Arthropoda, Insecta, Diptera, Tephritidae. The transcript is spliced from 8 exons. Bases 1132 to 2406 code for a protein of 424 amino acids. Gene Ontology annotation, molecular function: amino acid kinase activity. The record is from RefSeq and is a predicted model, not a curated record.
UUACGCCAACGGAAUUAUUUGUUUAGUAAACAUGGAAAAGUAGAACUUUAUAUGCGCAUAGAAAAGUGCAUUUAAAUAUUAUGCGUAGUACAAUCAAACAAAAUCUCAUUUGCAUAAAUCGAUAAAUUAUCACUAAUCUGCGUAUUAGUUAUAUAAACCGUACAAAAGGUUGGUGAUUAUAGAUAUUCGGAGUAGAAGUUCUCCUUCUCAAUAUAGAAUUUGUGAAAACGGACCAAAGAUCGUCAUCUCAGCACACUAUUCCACAUUUUAGGAGAAACAUGUUUCAUUGGAAGCUAUAAACUGUAUAGUCCAUGAAAGGAUUCAGCAUUAUUUUGCCAUUAAAAUUUUAAUCAAGGGGGCUCCUCUGUAAUGCGAUACGACAGAGAAAUGCGAUGCGAUAGGCAGUCACCCCCGAAUCAUUUGUUUUCGCAUCGCAUUACAGAGUAACCUCCCAGGUUUCAUCAGUCUACCCUAUCAAGGUAGGCUAGAUUUUGGAAUUUCUGGGCAAGGACUGCAUGCUUUAAGGGAAGGUUUAAUACAGGGGUUUUUUUUUCAUCAACCAUGUAUCUUUCCAAAUCUAUCCGUUAGUUACACUCUUGAAAAAGGAUCGGCAAUAAUGGUAAAUUAUAAAAUGCAGUUUCAAGCGAAUUUAAAUGUUGUAUGUAUAAAAAUUAACCAAAUAUCUUUUGUGAAAUAAUGCAGGAGUGACCGCAUUCCGAUUACGUAGACCCGACUGCCGUGGGACGAAUUCUAGCUAGACCGUACAAAUAAGACGAGCAUGGUCCCAUCUACAUAGACAGGCUAUGUAGAACAAAACAGCUUCAGUUGAGACGUCGCGCUGAGAGUUGAAAUGAAUUAAAGAUAAACAACUUUAACAAUAAAGAGUUCAGCAAAUGAAGUGCACGAAAAAAAAACUAAUAAUAAAAAAAGCAAAAACAACAAUAAUUUUUUUUUUUUCAAACAAUAAGCAAACAGCAGCAACUGCUGCGUUUCAGCCGGGUGAAGAGCAACGGCAUUCUCUACGGCAUACCGUUUGAAGCUUGUGUGGGUAGCAUUCGCUUUUGUGCCGGGUUAACGUAAAAAUAUCAAUUAGUUAUCACGAGACGAGGAAAAAACCAGUGCGGUCAAAUCAUGGAACAGUGGAAUAAUGUGGAAUUGACCAGUUUAAGGAAAAAAUCCUAUACGUUGAAUCAUGAAUAUGAUUUAGCUAAUAAAUGUAUCGUUGCGAAUAAUAAUAGUGAAGCGCCAGCGACUACCAAUAACAAUACCAAUGGCGAUGAGGACUCUAAUAAUGCGAAUCAAAAUAAUAUACUACAACCAGGAUCAAAUAUUAAGCCGAAAGUAACAUCAGAGGAUGUGGAAUCGUUAGUGCGACGACUGUACGGCAUCACAAUAAAUGAAAUUAAAGAAUUAAUAUCAUAUGAUGAUCGCAAUUAUCUAAUACAACCAGAUUGGAAUAUAAAAAAUCCAAUUAUCACCACCCAAUGGCCGCAUGGAUAUAUUUUGAAAAUUCUAAAUGCGCUUGACUCGAAAAAGCCAGACUUCGUCGAUGCUCAAAAUGAGCUAAUGCUUUAUUUAGCCAAAGAAGGCAUAAUUUGCCCAAGACCAAUAGAAAAUGUUAAUGGAAAAUACUUUUCUGUGGAGAACAUAAAUGGCGCUGAACACGUUGUUCGUUUGCUGGAGUUUGUGCCAGGCCAAAUGUUUCAUGAAGUGGAAAAAUCCAAUUAUCUGCUUUACAAGAGUGGCGAAUUCAUAGCCAAAGUCGACAGAACGUUGCAGAACUUCCAACAUGAAGUCUACGAUACACACAAAACUCUCUGGAUGUUGGAGUCGGUGCCACGGUUGCGCGAGUUCCUUUACGUCUUACAGGAUAUCUCGCGCAAAGCUAUUGUCGAGGAGAUCAUUGAUGCAUUCGAAAAGAAUGUGCUGACACAAUUGGAUAAGCUUGAAAAGCAAAUAAUACACGGUGAUUACAAUGAACAAAAUAUCAUAGUUGAGCAAUCGAAAACGUCCGCCGAUGGCGAAUAUAAAGUGAAAGGCAUCAUUGAUUUCGGUGAUACCAACAAGUCGCCAAUAAUCUUCGAAAUAGGUGUUGCGCUAACUUAUAUGAUACUACAAGCCAAGUCGCUAGAAAGUGGUGGCUACUUUAUUGCCGGUUAUACCGAUAUACGACCGAUUAGCACGGAGGAGCGUUCGCUGUUGAAGUAUUGCGUAGCAGCACGUUUGGCGCAGAGUCUUGUUAUGGGCGCAUAUACACAUUCGCUGGACCAAUCUAACGAAUAUGUAUUGGUAACGCAAGAAGAAGGUUGGAAGAUGAUUGUGGAUUUGUGGCGUAAUAAAUUUAACGAGGUCGAAGAAUUGUGGCAGACAACAGCCGAUAAAUAUCUGACCCAAAGUGUUAAAUAAAUUUGGCACUAGCUGAUGAGUAUUAGAUGUUGCAGAAGAUGCGGGCCAAAUUCUAAAUGAGAAAUUAUAAAAAGUAUUUAAAAGUCAAUUUCUUGUUGGAAAAAGUCAAUUUUAAAGUCAAUUUGUAAUUCAAGUAUUGUGUAUGUUAAUUGUUAAUUGUUCUAUUGUGUAUUUAAAAGCGAGUCAAUCCAUAUUAAACAAAAAAUAAAAACUUAUUUAUAACUUUAAGAUCGAA